Messenger RNA from Bombina bombina (fire-bellied toad), 2935 nucleotides. RefSeq names its product ELOVL fatty acid elongase 2 (gene ELOVL2). Gene Ontology annotation, cellular component: endoplasmic reticulum; endoplasmic reticulum membrane. Lineage: Eukaryota; Metazoa; Chordata; Amphibia; Anura; Bombinatoridae. Gene Ontology annotation, biological process: sphingolipid biosynthetic process; fatty acid elongation, monounsaturated fatty acid; very long-chain fatty acid biosynthetic process. The record is from RefSeq and is a predicted model, not a curated record. Bases 116 to 1006 code for a protein of 296 amino acids. Gene Ontology annotation, molecular function: fatty acid elongase activity. The transcript is spliced from 8 exons.
CCAGAGCGCUGAGCAUCGGCAGUGCACAGCCGAAUACCCUGGACAGCGCUCUCCUUGCUAGUAUAGAUUGUCACGGCUGCUGCCACUGCGGUCAUCUAUUCAAAAGCUUGCAAGCAUGGAGCACAUACAGAAUCUAGACAGAGAAGUAAAUGCAUUUGUGGAUUAUUUGUUUGGACCAAGAGAUCCAAGGGUUAAAGGAUGGUUAAUGCUGGAUUCAUACCUACCAACACUUACUCUGACUAUACUGUAUUUUCUUUCCAUAUGGUUGGGCAUUAAAUACAUGAAGAACAGGCCUGCAUUUUCUCUCAGGGGUCAUCUUAUUGUUUACAAUCUCACUGUAACAUUACUCUCUUUCUACAUGUUAAUAGAGCUCAUUCUUUCAACAUGGCAGGGGGGAUAUAACCUACAAUGUCAGAACCUUGACAGUGCAGGAGAAGCAGAUAUUCGGGUGGCCAAAGUGCUAUGGUGGUACUAUUUUUCCAAAGCUAUUGAAUUCAUGGACACUAUUUUCUUUGUAUUAAGAAAAAAGAACAAUCAAAUCACAUUCCUUCAUGUUUAUCAUCACGCUACAAUGUUUAAUAUAUGGUGGUGUGUAAUGAACUGGAUUCCAUGUGGACAGAGUUUCUUUGGGCCCACACUUAACAGUUUUAUCCACGUCCUUAUGUACUCAUACUAUGGGCUAUCUGUUAUUCCAUCCAUGCACAAGUACCUGUGGUGGAAGAAGUACCUCACUCAAGCACAGCUGAUCCAGUUUGUGCUUACCAUUACUCACACACUCAGUGCAGCUGUUAAACCCUGUGGAUUUCCAUUUGGCUGUCUGAUGUUCCAGUCUUCCUACAUGACUACAUUGGUUAUCCUGUUUGUAAACUUUUAUUUUAAGACAUACAAGAAGAGACCUUCAAAAACUGAUCCAAACGGGACAACAGCCAUUACAGAAAUGAAGAAUGGAUAUCAUAAAGACUUGAUCAAUGCAAGCAAUGGAAUUGUUCAUAAGAAGGAAGAUUAGAUGACUAUAUAGAAAUAACAGAACACUAAGACGCAGCUUGUGUCUGAAGUGGUAUUUCAACAGACCAAUAGGCUUCCUUAUAACUACUGACAGAAAUAAAUUCAAAACAUUUUUUUAUAAUCGGCACCCGUAUUAUGUUGAAGCAGUUUGUCAAAGUGCAACCGCAAAAUCUUUUUUUGCACUUGUGAGAAAUAUACUAACGGUAAUACAGAUGGAAAUCUUUUUUUAACUGUAGCCCAGAAAAUGCCUUAUACCUCCCAUGAUAUCCUUUUAUAUAUUUUUUUUUAAACAGCCUCACCUAUAGUGGAUUGUACUUACUAGAGUUUGUGUUUCAUUUUGUGUAUAAAACACACCAUAUAUAUGCGUUCAGUUCAGCCGAUGCUGGAUAUCAUUAAAAUGUUUCUAGAAAAUGGUCAGUUGAAUUACUUAGUAAUAUAACAGCAUAAGAUAGCAAAUUAAAUGCUGCUGUCCAAAUCAAAACAUGGAUUUUAUUCACUAAUAUAUACAAAUAAAAUUGCUUAUUUAUUUGUAUAUUUGCAAAUUGGAACAGUAGUAAACUUUCCCUUUGAUAAACAAUUGUGGCAUAGUUCCUGAAUGGUAUCCACCCCCAAUCUGCAUAUAUACACACACAUACACCAAGUCUGUGGUAUAAUAGAUUUACCAGAGAUCUAUUAUACCUGACAUCGCUCUAGCACACCCAUUGCUUUCAAUGGUUAUCGCAACCUCACUAAAUAUCACUAUAUAUAUAUAUAUAUAUAUAUAUAUAUUAUAUACUGUAUUUAUAAUACCUUGAAUGUUAUGGGUUUUAAAUAGAAAUACUUGAAAUAUCUAUGUUCUUCACUCAGAUACACACACAUAUAUAUAUAUAUAUAUACACACACAAAGGAUAAAUUGAGGGCACUCACAGAUCCUUGAAAUUCUUUUUAUUCAUGCUUCAUCAAAACCUAUUCACAAAGUUGAUGUUUCGCCUUUAGUAAAAGCCUUUCUCAAGACAUCAGAAAGUAUGUAUCUACAAACAUAAUUACAAAACAUAUAAUCAAUUCCCUAUCAAAAGAAACAAUUUAAGAAAACCAACCACCAUGUGAAACCAAUUAAAUUAGACCAUUGACAACCAAUAGUACUGAUCUGUGUGUGUGUACGCGCCUUAUAUAUAUAUAUAUAUUCAAAUAAAAGAGUUUUUUUUUCUAAGUGAAGUAUAUGAGAAUGUGCAUUAUUCUUAAUACACCUUUGGCUCUAUUGUAGUUGGUCUAGCGCAGCCUCGCGUUAGCACACAAGCAAUAAAAUUAAUUGGCUUUAGCACACCCUUUAGAAGUCUGGGAAGAGGGAGUUAUAUCUGAAGUAAGCGCACUAAAAGGGACAUAAAGCUCAAAUUUUCUUUCAAGAUUCCGAUACAGCGUAUGCUAUUACAUAACUUGACAAUUUACUUGAAUUAUCUAAUUUGCUUUGUUCACUUGGUAUCCUUUGUUGAAAAGUAUACCUAUGUAGGCUCAGGCGUAGCAAUGCAUUACUGGGAGCUAGCUGCUGAUUAGUGACUGCACAUAUAAGUCUAUUGUGAUUGGUUAUCCUGAUGUGCUCAGCUAACUCCCAUUAGUGUAUUUCAGCUUCUUCAACAUAGGAUACCAAGAGAAUGAAGCAAAUUAGAUAAUAGAAGUAAAUAGGGAAGUGUUAAAAAUUGUAUUCUGUAACUUCUGUAAUUUUUGAUGUCUUAUCCUUUUAAGUCAUUAACUCUUUAGCUAACUUUUUACUUUCAGCCUGGAAGCACUAAUGUUGUACCUUAAACGCAGUUACUGCUCAUGAGUAAUUAAAAUGUGUCGCUCCACUUGUAAUCUAACCCUAUGUCUAUAAAAGCAGAUAGCAAAUGUAAUUUCAUGGAUCAUUUUUGUGCCACAAAAUACACAAUAAAGUUCCCCAUCUAUUUUCAAUCACAAA